AUGGAUACGAAUAUUUCAACUUCAAGUAUUAAAAGCAAUAAUAAAUACUUUUGUAACCAAGAGUCACCUUAUUAUGAUCCAAAAAUUUGUGAGUUGCUGUGUAAUAAUGCUAAAGAAUGUGAAUUGAACAUUUCUAAGAGAGCAUUAACUAUCCUUCCAAGAGAUUUAUUUCAUGGUCUCAAGGAUCUUCAACCUCAAAAAUUGAAUAUUAGCAAGAACAAGCUGACAAAACUGCCAAAAGAUGUCUUUAAACUUCUUGAUGAUCUUCGUACGUUGCAAAUAGAGUCUAACGAACUGAAGUAUCUAGAGCCGGGUAUUUUCUAUGAUUUAUUACAACUCAAAGAACUUGAUCUCAGCUUUAACAAACUUAUAACUCUAUCAAAAGAUAUAUUUAAUGGUCUACAAAAUUUAUCUUGCCUAGUAUUAAGUGCAAAUCAACUAAUUCAUCUUGAGAAAGGUACUUUUGAUGAUUUAUUGAACCUAAAGUGCUUAGGUAUCAGCAACAACAAUCUCACAACUUUAUCAAAAGAUAUAUUUAGUAGUUUGAAAGAGCUUUGUUUACUUCAUUUAAAUUCAAACAAACUAAAAAAUCUCGAGCCAGGUUGUUUUAAUGGUUUGUCAAAACUGUCUGAGCUUGAUAUGAGGAACAACAGUCAGCUAGCAACAUUAACCGAAGGUGUUUUCAAUGGUCUUGAAAAUCUUCAGAUACUAAAUUUAUCUUUUAACAAGCUACACAAUCUUGAGUCAGGUUGUUUCAAUUGUUUAUCACAACUUCGCGAGCUUGAUAUAAGCAACAGCGAGCUUUACAAUCUUGAGUCAGGUUGUUUCAAUUGUUUAUCCCAACUUUGCAAGCUUGAUAUCAGCGAUAACAGCCUAGCAACAUUAUCCAAAGAUGUAUUCAAUGACCUUGUAAAUCUUCAUGACUUAAAUUUAAAAUCAAACAGAUUAAACAAUCUUGAGUCAGGUUGUUUCGAUGAUUUAUCACAACUUGAGAAUCUUGAUAUCAGCAAUAACAGACUGACAUCAUUGCCCGAAAGUGUAUUCAAUGGUCUCGAAAAUCUUUGUUACCUACUUUUACAAUCAAACAACCUAGAUAAUCUUGAGUCAGGUAUGUUCAAUAAUUUACCAAGGCUUAAGACACUUUAUAUCAAUAAAAAUAAAUUGACAAGUUUAUCAAAAGAUAUAUUCAAUGAUCAACAAAGGCUUCAGACCUUACAUUUAAAUUCGAAUAAACUACAAAACCUUGAGCCAGGUAUUUUCAAUUAUUUAUCACAACUUGAUAUACUUGAUAUUAGCGAAAACAAACUUACAACUUUAUCAAAAGAUAUAUUCAGUGGUCUACUGAGUCUACGUCUCCUACGAUUAAAUUCAAACCAACUGAUUCACCUUGAGACAGGUACUUUUAAUGAUUUAUUGAAACUAAAAGAUCUUUCUAUCGGUGAAAACAAUUUGACAACUCUAUCAAAAGAUAUAUUUAGUAGUUUAAAAGAACUUUGUUGUUUCAAUGAUUUAUCACAACUUCAGGGACUUAAUCUCAGCAAAAACAAACUGACAACUUUAUCAAAAGAUAUAUUUAGUAGUUCAAAAGGGCUUUCUAAUCUUGAUUUGAAUUCAAACCAACUCCAAAAUCUUGAGUCAGGUUGUUUCAAUGAUUUAUCACAACUUCAUGGACUUUAUCUCAGCAAAAACAAACUGACAACUUUAUCAAAAGAUAUAUUUGAUGGUUUACAAAUGCUCGGUGUCUUACAUUUAAAUUCAAAUGAGCUACAAAACCUUGAGUCAGGUUGUUUCAAUGAUUUAUCACAACUUCAGAGACUUAAUCUCAGCAAAAACAAACUAACAACUUUAUCAAAAGACGUAUUAAAUGGUUUACAAAAGCUUUUUAUUCUAAAUUUAGAUUCGAAUGAACUACAAAACCUUGAGCCAGGUAUUUUCAAUAAUUUAUCAGAACUUCAUACACUUAUUAUUAGCGGAAACAAACUGACAACUUUAUCGAAAGAUAUAUUUAAUGGUUUGCAAAAGCUCCGUACUUUAGAUUUAAAUUCGAAUGAGCUGCAAAACCUUGAGUCAGGUUGUUUCAAUAAUUUAUCAGAACUUCAUACACUUGAUAUUAGCGGAAACAAACUGACGACUAUAUCAAAAGAUGUUUUAAAUGGUUUACAAAAGCUUAGUGUCUUAAAUUUAAACUCGAAUGAACUACAAAACUUUGAGUUAGGUAGUUUCAAUAAUUUAUUAGAACUUCAGGAACUGAAUAUUAGUAGAAACAAACUGACACUUUUAUCAAAAGAUUUAUUAUAUGGUUUACAAAAGCUUCUUGAUUCGUAA
Messenger RNA from Aphidius gifuensis, 2325 nucleotides. Its product is annotated as insulin-like growth factor-binding protein complex acid labile subunit. The coding region runs from base 1 to 2325 and encodes 774 amino acids. The transcript has 3 exons. NCBI's taxonomy places the organism in Eukaryota, Metazoa, Arthropoda, Insecta, Hymenoptera, Braconidae. Gene Ontology annotation, molecular function: protein binding. The record is from RefSeq and is a predicted model, not a curated record.